AUGGCUGAAUUUACCACAGCAACAGAUCAUAAAUGGGCACGAUUAGAUGAAGACGUACAUAUUAUACUGGAUAGCAGCCUGGAAGGAGAUGAUACCAAGAAAAUUAAUGCCAUGGUACAGGCUGUGUGUCAGGUAUGUGUUGAUGCCUUUGGCUUGAAGGAAGGUUUAAAGCACAAGUUUCCUAGAGUAAUACAAACCUUCUCUCAUGAGGACCUCCUCAAGGUCACAGAGUACUACAAGCCCUACCUGGCUUAUGUGAUUCACUAUGACAUCACGAGUAUCCUGCAGAACCUAGCCACCAAGAACAUCCUCACCAACGAUGAGGCCAAGAGAUUCAAAGCCAAAGAAGAGGGUCAGGGGCGGGCAGGUGUGGAGUCCUUCAUCAGUGACAUAAUGAAGAUGGAGAGUGGGGUGCUGGUGGGCCUGUGGGAGGCACUGGCUGAAGAACUUGAGAGAUUUCCAUCACCAAAUCUGACAAGAAUACUGAAGGAGGUGACAGAGGGCGGACCAGACCUUUUGAUGAACAUUCAGGCCAGUCUCCAGCCAACUCCCAUUGAUGCUCAUAUUAAAGGUCUCCAUGAGACACACAGAGAUGGAGUGUCUGAAUCCACAAAAACUCUAGAGGAUCAGGCUUCCCCUGGAGAUCCACACACCAGAGCUGUGGGCUUUGAGACACGAUACACAGAGCUGAUGAUCAUCAAACAGUUCAAAAGAACCUACAGUGAGAGGCACCAUGAACUUGAGAAAAUGGGGAGAACUCAUGCAGAGCUGAUAGAGGAACGGACAAAAGAGAAAUGUGAGCGAAUCUGGACUGAGCAGCUUUUUAGGAGGAGUCCAGGAAGUGAGACAGACCCUCACAUUGUAGUGGUCAGUGGAGUGGCUGGAAUUGGAAAGACCACCAUGGUCCAGAAGAUAAUGUUUGACUGGGCCAGAGGCACUCAGUACCAAAGGUUUGAUUUUGCGUUCCUGUUUAAAUUCAGGGAGCUCAACCUACUAGACACAGAGACAGAGCCACAGAUGCCUCUGACCAGGCUGAUUGAAAGGCACUAUAAAUAUCUCAAUGACCCAAGACUGAGGGAAAUCCUUCAGAAACCCGAAUCUUUGCUGUUUAUAUUUGAUGGACUGGAUGAGUACAAACACAAACUGGACUUGAAACCAAGAAAGAUCCCCUCAGACCCAGUUGAGAGCUUCCCUGUCCACAUCUUGGUCUCCAAUCUGGUCAGAAGGACAUUACUGAAGGACUGUACAGUCCUGAUAACAACCAGACCAACGGCCCUGGAGUCCCUGGACAUGAAGAGAGUUGAUCGAUUUGCAGAGAUCCUGGGGUUCUUCCCUGAACAAAGGCUGAUGUACUUUAAGAAGUUCUUUGGUGAUGCUGAUCAGGGCUCUGAUGCUUUUCAGUACGUGGAGGAGAAUGACAUCCUGUACACCAUGUGCUUCAACCCCUCAUACUGCUGGAUUAUCUGCUCUGUGCUGAAGAGCCACUUCAUGACACCUGAAGAAGAGCGAGGAGCUGCCCCCAAAACUGUCACCGAGCUCUUUGUGAUGUUCCUUCACAACAUUCUCACCAAUCAUAAGCGAGAAGCCAAGAACCAGCAAGAGAUUCUGGUCAAACUGGGAAAGAUGGCUUAUUAUGGGGUGGCUAACAGAACUCUUGUGUUUUACGAUAAGUUUGAGAUGUCCACCUUUGGUCUCCAGCCAGUCCUGUCCUCUCCAUUCCUCUCAGGUUUCCUCAAAGAAAUCCUUCAGAGAGAAAGCACUCUGGAGCACACAACGUACACAUUCUACCACCUCACCCUGCAGGAGUUCAUGGCCGCCUGCUCCUUCUACCUCGAUCCGUCAGGGGGCAUUGAGGAGCUGCUUGAGAAGUUGGACUCGUGUGAAGAUGGCCGGUUUGAGAUUCUCACUCGAUUCCUGGCAGGACUGGCCAGAUAUUCUGUGUUUAAAACACUGGGGGGAGUCCUGGGGGAGUUUAAGGUGAAGACAGCAAAGCAGAUACUGGAGUGGGUGAAGAAGAAAGCUGAAGAGGUGCUACGGGGUCGAGAUAACAGUGAAGCUCUGCGAGUGUGUCAGUGGCUCUAUGAGACUCAGAAUAAGAAAUUAAUCAGAGACGCCAUUGGGAAGGAUUUAAAGAUGGACUUUAGAAAGAUGACUUUAUCUCCUCUGGACUGUGCUGUGCUGGGCUCUGUCAUCAGCUGCUGUGGAGAACUUGAGGAGCUUGACCUGUCAAAAACACCACUGACCUCAGAGUGCAUCAGGAGACUGGCGCCGGGGCUCAUCUGCUGCACACGUGUCAACCUGUCUCUUUGUGGUCUCAACUCCAGAUGUUGCUCAGCUCUCUCCUCCGCUCUUUCUUCUCCACAGUCACAACUGACUGAACUGAACCUGAGCAGCAAUAAGAACAUGGAGGACUCAGGAGUGAAUGAGCUGUGUGAGGGGCUGAGGAGUGAAAACUGCAAAUUAGAGAAACUGAACCUGUCUGAAUGUCAUCUCACCUCCAGAUGUUGCUCAGCUCUCUCCUCAGCUCUUUCUUCUUCACACUCACGACUGACUGAACUGGACCUGAGCAGAAACAACAACAUGGAGGAUUCAGGAGUGGGUCAGCUGUGUGAGGGGCUGAGGAGUGAAAACUGCAAAUUAGAGAAACUGAACCUGUAUCAAUGUCGUCUCAACUCCAGAUGUUGCUCAGCUCUCUCCUCAGCUCUUUCUGCUCCACACUCACGACUGACUGAACUGAACCUAAGCGACAGCAACAUGGAGGAUUCAGGAGUGGAUCAGCUGUGUGAGGGGCUGAGGAGUGAAAACUGCAAAUUAGAGAAACUGAAUCUAUGGUCAUGUCGUCUCAACUACAGAUGUUGCUCAGCUCUCUCCUCAGCUCUUUCUGCUCCACACUCACGACUGACUGAACUAGACCUGAGCAACAACAACAACAUGAAGGAUUCAGGAGUGGAUCAGCUGUGUGAGGGGCUGAGGAGUGAAAACUGCAAAUUAGAGAAACUGAGCCUGUCUGAAAGUCAUCUCACCUCCAGAUGUUGCUCAGCUCUCUCCUCAGCUCUUUCUGCUCCACACUCACGACUGAUUGAACUGAACAUGAAUGACAACAACAUGGAGGAUUCAGGAGUGGAUCAGCUGUGUGAGGGGCUGAGGAGUGAAUACUGCAAAUUAGAGAAAUUGAAUCUAUGGUCAUGUCAUCUCAACUCCAGAUGUUGCUCAGCUCUCUCCUCAGCUCUUUCUGCUCCACACUCACGACUGACUGAACUGAACCUGAGCUACAACAACAACAUGGAGGAUUCAGGAGUGGAUCAGCUGUGUGCGGGUCUGAGGAGUGAAAACUGCAACUUAGAGAAACUGAUCCUGACUUGUUGUCGUCUCACCUCCAGAUGUUGCUCAGCUCUCUCCUCAGCUCUUUCUUCUCCACACUCACGACUGACUGAACUGAACCUGAGCUACAACAACAUGGAGGAUUCAGAAGUGGAUCAGCUGUUUGAGGGGCUGAGGAGUGAAAACAGCAAAUUAGAGAAACUGAACCUUUCUGAAUGUCGUCUCACCUCCAGAUGUUGCUCAUCUCUCUCCUCAGUCCUCUCCUCUCCACACUCACAGCUGACUGAAUUGGACCUGAGCAACAACAUACUGGAAGAUUCAGGAGCUCAUCAGCUGUGUGAGGGUCUGCAGACCCCAAACUGUAAAUUAAAGACACUGAGGCUGUCUGACAAUUGGAUCAGUGAGAGUGAGAAGAAGAACCUGAGGUCACUACAGGAGGAGCUGAACAGGACUGGACGGCAGUUGAAUAUCUACACAUGAGAGGACUGGACAUGCUGAUUAACUGACCCCAGUGACGGUGCCCCCUGUCUACUCUCUCUGAAUUCUUCUCUUUAUUCUUUAAUAAUCUCCUCAGCUCUCCUCCACAUUUAAAAAACUCUCCAUGUCUUCUUCUCAGCCUGUGUGCUUCUUCUUUAAACUCACUUGUGUUUCUCCACCCUGUCACCCUGAACUUGUCACUAAACUCCACAAGCUCAGACAAGAAACCCCUGAGUUUCACCAGGCAAGAACCACAGUGAGAAUUGUCAUUUGAAACCAGCGGGGGUCACAAAGCCCACUGAGGGGAGCAGCAGGAGCAAACACGGGUGGACAGUCCAUUUGUAGGGUGAUAGAGAGUGAGGCCAAUCCUGGCAUUGGUGACAAAUUCUGGACAGGCACCGGGCCAUCACAGGUCAAGCUGAUGGUGGCCUGAGCAGAAACCUCAUAAACCUGCUGCUCCUCAACAUCAUGUGGUUUUGUUUGAACCCAUGUCUGCUCCACUCCUUGUUCACUGCCUCAUGCAGUAAAAAGAUCCAAAUAAAGACCGCAGUCGCAGAGAAGGAAAUGUGUGGUGCUUUCUGCAUCAUGGGGUAUACCAGUCCAAGAAACACAAGGUGUGUGUGGUAUUCGAUUGUGCAGCUUCUUUUCAGAGGACCACACUAAACGAGCAGCUUCUUCAGAGGCCAGACCUUACUAGCACACUGAUUGGUGUCAUUAUGAGGUUUCACCAAGAAUCUGUGGCUUUGAUGGCUGAUGUGGAAGCCAUGUUCCUCCAGGUUAGUGUUCCUUCAGAGGAUGCUGAUUUACUCCGAUUCUUAUGGUGGCCAGAUAGUUACAUUAAAGGAAUACAAGUGCCAUUGUUUGGUGCCACCUCCUCACCAAGCUGUGCUAGUUAUGCUCUCAGACAAUGUGCCGAGGACAGCAGGCAUUUAUUUGAUGCUCCAUAAGUAGACAGUUUUGUACAAUUUUUUUGUUGAUGUCUGCAUAAAGUGUUGAAGCAGAUCAGGCAGCUCAGCACCCUCAGCCCAAAAGAAGGCACUCAGUCUCUGGACAGACAGCAGAAUCAGACUUUAUUGUACGGCGCACAUACAAACUCAGCUCAGAUGACUUGAGACCCGAGUAUUCUGUGAGCUUCAGAUUUAUUACAAUUCUCAUCACAAAAUAUUCCCCCUUCACACAGAUUCCCAUCAUCUGCUUUCCAGGGUUUCUCAUGAUGAUGACCUCGCUCAGCACCUUUUCUCAUAACAAUCACCAGAUGUUGAUGACUUUCUCAUAACAAUAUCCUGCCGUCAUAAACUUUCUCAUAACAAUUUACUCUUCACUAUCUGUUUCUUCAUUAAAAUCCCUUUGGCUCAUAAGACGUAUUUGCUUCUUUGAGGUGAGACGUCACCUGAUCACUCCUCCCUAAUCCUGAGCUGUUAAAGAUUGAUGGCUUUUAGUUAAUGAGUUCUCACCAGUACUUUGGACUCCAUAGAACCCACCUGUGAAAACUGGACUGCUUAAUUAAUAAUUCAACUAAUGUUUACUCAUUUCACUAACAUCUCUUAUGGCUGACAUAAUUGAUAGCCAUGCCAGUUAGGUGGCAGUGCUCAGCUUCACUGAAAAGGACUACGCUGUGGGCAGCUUGGCGUGGUGCCUCUUGACUACUUGAAAUAAAAGCACUGGCCCUUAACAAUUAAUAUUUACAUAGUUUAAAACUGGUUUAGUAUACACUUCUGUAACUUUAUUAUUAUUCAUAAAGAGUCACAAACAUAUAAACUUAAAUGCUUCUUUAACCUACAUAUAUAUAUGAGCGUCGUAGUGAAAAAGGACAAACUUUAAAAAUCAAAUAGGUAUCGCUAGCUAAGCGGAGGUAAGGUACGCUCGUAAACGUGACCAGAGGAAGAGCGACUUGAACGGAGGCUGGUGUGUGAGUGAGGAGGUCCCCGCCUGGCUCCCCACUGCUGACGUCACGUAUCCCCACACCGUCGACCCAUAGCCUCAGUCUCAGAUUAGCAGAAUAUAUCCCUCAUACAAGUGAACUAUGAUUCUUUGCGCCAUGAGAUAAGUCACAAAAUUAACCAGAAUGUUCAAGCAAAUGAUAGAAAAAAGCCAGAUCUAAAUCUGUUAAGUAGUUCUCUUGUUCGCUAGCUAAGCGGAGGCAAGGUAAGCUCCGAGGCUGUCAUGUGAGUGAGGAGGGCCCCGCAUCUCUCCCCUCAGAUUCGCACAAAUAAAUCGGUACAGCAAGCGAACUGUGAUACUUAGCACAAUGAGUGACGUCAGAAAAUCAACCGGAAUGUUGAAGCAAAUUACAGAAAAAAACCUGAUCUAAAUCUGUUAAGUAGUUCUCUUGUGAAAAGUGGACAGACAUUGGAUUUUAUGUAUUGUGGCAAAAGCGCUCCCUUGGCAUCGACCCAACACAGACUGAUAGUGGAGGCACGUAUUAAAAUGAACAAAAAGAUUUCAUUUUUUUCUUCUUCGUGUCCCACAGGCCCUACAGAGUCCCCAAAACACACACAAAAGAGAAACACCACAAAUGUCACUUGUCUUUCUCCUCCAGUCCUCCUAGGCAGCUUUGUCCUCCUCCUCUCGACUCUGGCGCCCCAAGUAGUGGCUGCAGGCUCCUUUUAUAGCCCACCCAGAAGUGCGUCAGGUGAUAAUUAACCUAAUUAAGGCUGCACUCCCGGUGUGACUGUAUUGCUGCCCAGAUGUGCUCAGGAGGCCGUGCAGCUCACCCUGGCGGUGGCCAUGAAGCCCAACAGGGAUGAGCUCCGGUGUUACACAAUUGUGGCCCCGAUGUAACCCAGGGGGGCUGCCAGCAAAUGUUACGGGGGACGUAGUGUGCAUCCCAUGGCUGCUUGUCAAAGGGGCAUCAGCCAUCCGCCAGAAUUUAUAUAGAGAUAUUUAUACACACACUAAUAUGAAAGCUUGCCUGUAGUGUUCCCAUCAUUAACCCUUGAAUGCUUAGAGAAACUUGCUUAAUCUACAGGAUGUCAGGCAGAAGGCCCAGCAGUUGUGUUCCUAAAACAAAAUCUCGCUGCUCGUCAGCUCACCUCCUUCAAAGAACACAACAUCCUCGAUUCACAGAAAUUCAAACCAAAGCAAGUCAAAGGGCAGGCAGGCUGGUCUUUUAUGCUAAAAUCAGUUGUGGCCUUUCUUAAUGAACUCCUUCAUGGUCUAAGACUAUACUAACGUGCACCAGGAUAUAAGGCUUAUUUUCAUAUAUGCUCCUGAUUCUCUUUGAAUAUCUGCAGAUCAUCAACUUUAAGAAUAUACUUUUCUAUAAAAGUCAGUUAGAUCAGCUGGACAAAGUGUGUCUCUGUAUCGCAAUCUGAACGCUGCCUCUGUUAGACAGGAGGCUUUAAGAUAUCAAGGUGGGUUAGCAACGGUCAAGUUGUGUUGGAAAACAUCGCUGAAGAUGACAAGGAAAGGAAAUAACAGGCCUUGACCUCGAUCGAGUUUUACUUCCUACUGAAAGAGCACUAGGGGUACAGGCGUGUAUCCAGUCCGACUGCUUCAAGUUUAGAGUUGACAUCAACACCAAAUCUCUAAACAGAAGUUUACUGUCCAUGGUGAGCUCUGUAUGUGACCCACUGGGAUUCUUAGCACCAGUGAUUUUGCCUACAAGAAGCAUUUUACAAGAGUUGUGUGGGUUGAGAAUAGGGUGGGAUGACACUGUACCAGGACACCUCGCUCAGCAGUGGUCCAGGUGGAUGUAAGAUCUCCAUCUGUUAGGUGAAUUUGGACUCGAUGGAUGUUUCAAGCCAGCAUGCUUUGGUGAAGCGGUUUCUGCUCAGUUGCAUCAUUUCUCUGGUGCUAGUCAAGUAGGGUAUGACACAGUCACAUGUCUACUUCAACAGAACUGUAGCAAACUACUUUGUCAGUGAAAACGCUAGAGUUGGGCCAGUCAAGCCCAUAACCAUCCCAUAAUUAGAAUUAACAGCAUCAACGUUAGCAGUACACAUGGACAGAAUGCUAAGGGAGGAACUACAGCUGCCAUUACAACAUUCUGUGUUUUGGACAGACAGUAACUAAAUAUAUUAACAAUGAGACAACAAGAUUCUGAACAUUUGUGGCUAAUAAGGGAUCAGCUAUUCUACAAACAUCAAAGGUGUCUCAGUGGAAGUAUGUGAGCUCUCAUAUCAUUCCUGCUGAUUAUGCAUCUAAUGGACAAAAUGUGGAUGUGUUUAUGCAGAACAAGGUUUGACUGUUUGGGCCCGACUUUCAUACCAAACCAACCAAUGAAGGGCAGAAUGUCGAGAUCCCCUGGCAGACAGACCCUACAACAGACCCUGAGAUAAAGAGAAGUGUCCUGGUUAAUUCAGUUGUGGCUAAUGAAAUGGUAGAUAGAGUUAAUCAACUGAUAGAGUACUUCUUCUUAUGGAUGACACUUAAAAGAACAGUGGCAUGGUGCUUUAGAUUAAAAUGAUAUUACUUAACCACUCCAAAAUGAGAGAGGAGCAAAGUGCAAACAGAGCACAGAGUGAAACAGACAAAGUUCCACAACAACGCCAGCUGCACCAAGGAAGGUUGUCUUCUCAAAUGCAGCUAAAGAAGAACUGAGGAGCUUAUGCAAGCUGAGAUGGAAAUGACCCAUCAUUGUUAGUAUCAAGAGGAAAUCUCAACUCUACAAAAGAAUAAGAGUAGCUGGGAGCCUGCGCUGAUAGACAUAACAUCUACAAUCUAAAUCUGAUACCUCAAGAUGGAACUCUUUGUGUUGGAGGGAGACUCAGUCUAUCAGCCAUGCCAGAGAAAGCCAAGUACCCUGCUGUCAUGGCAAAAGACCAUCAUGUGUCAGAGUUAAUACUACAAGAGAUUCCUAAAGAAAUACAUCAUGUUGGGUGCUAUCAUAUUCUUCUCGAUUGCCCAGAUUCCCAAUGCUAAUUCUUGAAACAGGAGAGUCCUGUCCAAGUGUAAAACUUGUCGCAGGCUGCAUAGCACAACUGGUCACCAACUAAUGGCGGACCUACCUAGAAACAGAGUCCUUCCAGAUGAACAUGGAUUUGUCUGUAAAGUUUGUGUGAAGACGAUGACAAUGACAUUUGGUAGACAAAUCACUAAGAUCUGUCUUCUGCAAGAAGGAGAAUGAGGCAUAUUUCUUAAUUUUCUAAUGACUUUGAUUUGUGUGUUAUGGUAAUUGUUUCUAGGAACAAAAAACAAUUAGGGGUCGGGUAUGUGUGAGUCAGGCUUUGCAUUGACGUUUAUUAUGUCCUGUUAAGUUGAAUUUACUUUGUAGUUCAAGAUUAGCUUUUGUAUUAAGAACAGGAGUCGAUAAUGAUUCUAUUUUAAUGGGAUAUUGUUUCUUUACGAUGGGAUGCUGGGUUGCAGGGGUUAAUGUGAACAGAAAGCUUUAUAAGUUGGUGUGUGUGGAUUAAUAAAGCUGUGGAAACACA
Molecule: messenger RNA, 9170 nt
Organism: Erpetoichthys calabaricus (reedfish)
Lineage: Eukaryota; Metazoa; Chordata; Cladistia; Polypteriformes; Polypteridae
Product: NACHT, LRR and PYD domains-containing protein 3-like
Exons: 14
Coding region: 1-3801 (1266 amino acids)
Cellular component (GO): cytoplasm
Molecular function (GO): protein binding
Source: RefSeq, a predicted model, not a curated record